AUGACGACGACGACGACAAUGGAUGGUGUGGACUUGUGGGAUAUUGCGACAGACCUGCCCUUCUUGAUCGCCAAGGACGAUCAGCUCAGAGGCGAGCUCGCGUUCGUGUGCGACCUGCUGUCUACCGACAUCCCAGACACCACGUCCGAGGCGGCGACAGAGGGAGGUGGUACGACGACGGCCGACGAUUCCGACACCUCGGCGCCGACAACGGCACAGACAAAGCCCGCCACCAAGCGAAAGGUAUCCAGCGCUCCCCCGGGCGCACGUAACCAGUACCAGUUCCGGCAAAAGCAGGAGAUCCAGCUUCUGCAGACCCAAGUGGAGACGCUGCAAGACCAGAUGGCGUCCGCGCGCGCCUCCGCGGCCCAAAAGCCCGACUUGCCGAAAUGGGAACGAGCGGCUCGUGUGGAGCUGCAGGCGAAGCUUCGGUCCCUCGAUGAAAACGAGCAGUUGAAGGCUGACAUUGCCGUCCAGUCGACGUUUAUCGGUGAAAUGGAAAAGUACUUUCGCAAGAAACCUCGUUUGACGAUGGACACAGACGUGCAGUCGGACGAGUGGCAGUCGUACAAGCUGGCGGCGCAAGCGUCCCUUCGAUCCGCGGCGAUCCAUGCGAUCGCGGACCGGCAGUACCGGCGGUUGGACACGGCGUUCAUCAACGCCGGCUUGAUCGGCAUCACCACCAACCUAUUUCGAUACAAACCCAUUCGCCAGCCCAACCACAAAGUGCUCGUCGAGCUCGUGAAUCACGUGACGUUAGCGGCGCCGUUUCAUGCGGUGGGGCUCGCGGCAUGGCACACGUUUCACCUGCCUCACUUGUCCACCACGAGUUCGACCUCGAUUGAAGUAGUGGACCCCAACACCAUGUACGAGCAAUGCACGGAAACCAAGCAUGGCGUGAUAUGUCAUUCCAACACAAUCUGCAAACUGUACACUGAACCCAACAAGCGGGAUGUGAUUGUGUGGCGCACCGUGCUCGAAGACGACCUGGCGCCGCACAUGCUCCAAGGCGCCGUGGACGACCAGUGGGGAUGGAUUGUGUUGUCGCCCCUUGCAAACCCGAAUCACUGCCGCCUCACGCUGCUCCUGCAAGUGCUUGCUCACGCCAGCGACGAAGCGCCCCCCCAGUUCAAACUGGACGCCACGGUCGAUAGCAUCACCACUGGGCUCGAGCUCGUGUCGUGCUCUGCCACACCUGGGUCCUUCCCCGGUGAACGACAGGAGGUCACGGAAGGCCUGCCGCCCGCGCUGCUCACGUUCAUGGAGCGCGGCCGGCGGGUGGAACUCAGGCUGCGACGGGCAAUCGACCGCGCCAUUCGCGAUUUCAACCAUGGGGCCACCACCGCCAUUCCCUCGGAGACAACAUAA
Molecule: messenger RNA, 1368 nt
Organism: Aphanomyces astaci
Lineage: Eukaryota; Oomycota; Saprolegniomycetes; Saprolegniales; Verrucalvaceae
Exons: 4
Coding region: 1-1368 (455 amino acids)
Source: RefSeq, a predicted model, not a curated record